GUCUACUCCAAAGCAUGCGUUCUUUGUAUUAAAAUUAUAUCUAAUUCUUAUCAGGUGCACAUAUGCAACCCGUCCUGCAUCCAUCUAUUUCACCUGUGAUCACUUGAACAAGGCAGCGAACCAGAUUGUGCUGUUUACUUUUCAAAUUCCCAAUACACUCACCCGGAUAAUUGUCGGUUGCUUUGCUCAGAAUCCUCACAGGAAGCUCUAUGUUACCAAUGUGCUCUAGUAGUUUAAGAGGCUUCACAUUUUCGUGAUAGUGUGCCUCACCACCCGCUACAAGUUGGCUCCUGAUUCAAUGAUGUCUGCAGAAGUUGCAAAUAAGUUGCCAAAGGACUUCAUAUGGGGAUUUGCUACUGCGAGUUUCCAGAUCGAAGGAUCCACCAAUGUUGAUGGACGCGGAAAGUCUAUCUGGGACGACUUCUCGAAACAACCUAAAAAGACACUGGACGGCCGAGACGGAGAUGUGGCAACCGAUUCAUACAGGCUCUGGAAGGAGGACAUUGCUCUACUUGCCCACUAUGGCGUCAAGUCCUAUCGCUUUUCCUUGUCCUGGUCUCGCAUCAUCCCGCUUGGUGGCCGCAACGACCCCGUUAACCCCAAAGGUAUAGCCUUCUACUCCAAUCUUAUUGAUGCACUGCUGGAACAUGGCAUAAUCCCAUUUGUUACUUUAUACCACUGGGAUCUCCCCCAGGCCCUGCAUGACAGAUAUGGCGGAUGGUUGAACAAGGAUGAGAUUGUCCAGGACUACGUCCACUAUGCUAAGGUCUGCUUCCAGGCUUUCGGAGACAGAGUCAAGCACUGGCUGACAGUGAACGAGCCAUGGUGCGUCUCAAUUCUGGGGUAUGGAAGGGGCGUCUUCGCGCCAGGACGAUCAAGCGACCGAGAACGAUCACCCGAAGGCGACUCCUCCACCGAACCGUGGAUAGUUGGCCAUAGUGUCAUUUUAUCGCACGCACACGCAGUUAGACUUUAUCGCGAGGAGUUUAAGGCCGUGCAGGGUGGCCAGAUCGGAAUCACGCUCAAUGGUGACUGGGCCAUGCCAUACGAUGACAGUCCACAGAAUGUGGAAGCGGCACAGCACGCCCUUGACGUAGAUCCAAUCUAUCUCGGUCAUUACCCGGAAUAUAUGAAACAGAUGCUCCAGGAGCGUCUGCCGGAGUUUACACCGGAAGAAUUGAAGGUCGUCAAAGGAUCCUCUGAUUUCUAUGGCAUGAACACCUACACCACCCACUUGUGCAGUGGCGAUGAUGAAUUCCAAGGAUUCGUCGAGUAUACCUUCAUCCGUCCUGACGGCACUCAAUUAGGUACCCAAGCGCACUGUGCCUGGUUGCAGGACUACCCCGAAGGAUUUCGCGAUUUGCUUAAUUACAUUUGGAAGUUGGGGCGAUGCGCUGACCUUGACUUCAGCGUCACCGAAAAUGGAUUCGCUGUCAAAGAUGAGAGUUCGAAGCCGAUAGAGGAGGCAUUGCAGGACAACGACCGUGUGAACUACUUCAAGGGUAACACCGCUUCUAUCAAGGCUGCUGUGCUUGAGGAUGGCGUCGAUGUCAGAGCCUAUUUCCCGUGGAGCUUUCUGGAUAAUUUUGAGUGGGCGGAUGGAUACAUCACACGAUUUGGCGUAACAUACGUCGACUAUGAGACCCAACAGCGAUAUCCCAAAGAGUCUGCGAAAUUCCUCGUUAAGUGGUUCGGAGAUAACGUCGACGCGGGCGACAGAUAGAAGAAAUCUGUUUCUUUCGCCCGAGCAUUGUUGGAGCACUGGUGUGUGACGAUUGUACCUAUAAGUUAGUGAGGUAUCUCAGAGGAAUCUAACUCGCUGCUCUUGCUUUAUGUAUCUAUUUGCCAAUUGUUUAGUAUUUUACAUAGCGUGACUGUGCCCAGAC
Suillus fuscotomentosus is the source of this 1886-nucleotide messenger RNA. RefSeq names its product glycoside hydrolase family 1 protein. Bases 299 to 1723 code for a protein of 474 amino acids. NCBI's taxonomy places the organism in Eukaryota, Fungi, Basidiomycota, Agaricomycetes, Boletales, Suillaceae. Gene Ontology annotation, molecular function: beta-glucosidase activity. The transcript has 16 exons. The record is from RefSeq and is a predicted model, not a curated record. Gene Ontology annotation, biological process: carbohydrate metabolic process.